Molecule: messenger RNA, 975 nt
Organism: Phyllotreta striolata
Lineage: Eukaryota; Metazoa; Arthropoda; Insecta; Coleoptera; Chrysomelidae
Source: the annotation of a GenBank genome assembly
CAGUGCUAUUCCAUCACUGUUCAGUAUUGCGUUGACAAGCGAUUGAAUAUAAAAACGAGCCUAACGUUUCAAUUUGCUUCACAUAAAACUGCAGUAAUGAUUAACAAAACUGUUCUUCUAUUUUUGCUGUAUUUAAAUGCAAAUAGUGCCCGGGAUGUUGACUACUGCGAAUUAUCCUGCAACGGAAUACCGAAUACGGUUUGCAAACGAAAAGAUUAUAAUUGUGGUCCAGGCCCAAAAUGCGGGAGUAAAUUUAAAAUAAUAAAAUUGACGGAUGCACAAAAACAAUUAAUUGUCGACCAACAUAAUACGUUCAGAAACAUGGUGGCAAUUGGAGAAGAAAGGAGAGGAGAUCCUGGACCACAACCCUCUUCUGCCCAAAUGUAUGCAUUAUCAUACAAUGGAGAGUUAGAAUACGUCGUACAAUGUUGGCUAAACAGUUGUGAAUUUGCACAUGACGAAUGUAGAAGAACAAAAAAUUUCACGUACGUAGGUCAAAAUUUAGCCCUGUAUCAAACAACUAGCAGAACAGACAGAGUGAACAUUACAGGUCAAAUAAAAAAAAUGAUAACCAAUUGGUAUGAUGAAGUCGUGGAUUAUCCCAGCAAUUGGACACAUUUCGCGUUACCGGAGUCAGGAAAAAUGAUCGGUCAUUAUACCCAAUUGGUUUGGGGACGAACGAAGAAAAUCGGCUGUGCGAUGGUUCGUUACAAGAAAGGCAAAUGGAAUGUAUUUUACUUUGGUUGCAAUUACGGCCCCGGUGGUAACAUUCUUCAUAGGAUCGUUUACGAAAAUGGACCACCAGCAUAUAACUGCCGUGAGGAAGAUCCAUAUUACGAAGGUCUUUGCUCGUAGUAAAACUUAAUAUCACCGAAAACACACAAAACAGUCCUUUUUCAACUUUCAACAAUUACUGCAGUACAAUGCGAUUAGUUAAUAAGAUAUAUAAUAUAUAUAAUAAAAAAUUAACAAUAA